UACAACACCACGCGGAUGGAUUCAUGCUUCGGUUCCUAGGGUCUCACGUUCGCCGGCGAUUUAUCAGGUCUGUAUCAGUCGCGAACGAUCUUCGUUAACCUACCGAUCGACGACUAUGACCAUGUGUUGUUUAUUCAAACGGUCCGAUUUGAGAUCUCGCUUCCUCUUAAGUAGUAGUUGGAAAACCACUUUUCCGAUGAGACGUGGCUGUUCCGUCAGUGCUUCAACGGAGAAGUCUUCUUCAGUUUCUUCCAAUCGAAAACUUAUUGUUUUAAACUCCGUCGUAAUCGUAGCCUUAGCGGUAGCUAAUCGCGUGCUCUACAAACUCGCAUUGGUUCCCAUGAAACAGUACCCUUUUUUCUUGGCUCAGCUCACCACUUUCGGGUAACGUAACGAACGGCUUACACUUUUAGCCAGUGAAAGGAGAUUUAAUGUUUAUGAUAAAUCGGAAUCGAAUUAAAUAAAAUGGUUUUGGCAGCUACGUCUUAGAUUUAUUUCACGAUUCUGUGCACGAGGCGCCGUCUAGGCAUUGUGACGAAUGAAAUGAUGGGUGUGCCUAAAUGGAGAUUCGCAGUCAUUGGUUUCCUCGAAGCUCUUGGAGUUGCCACUGGCAUGGCUUCAGCAGCCAUGCUUCCUGGACCGGUUAUACCGAUUUUGAAUCAGGUCUUUUGGUUUUGAUUUAUUGAUCAUGACUACUUUCAAUGUAUGCAUUAGUUUUGAACGAACUCAAUGGCUCUCGAUGUUUGGCAGACGUUUUUGGUGUGGCAGCUGCUUUUUGUUCUUCUUAUUUUGGGCAGGAGGUUUUUGCUUACCCAAAUUGCUGGUUGCUUGCUUGUGGCUGUGGGAGUUGUGGUGGCUGUUUCAAGAUCAUACACUAUCCGGAAUCGGUUUGUUAUGGCCUGCUGUAUUGGUAGCAUCUGCUGCUUUUCAAGCUGGUGCAUCUAUUAUAAAGGAAUUUGUUUUCAUUGAUGCUGCAAAGCGUCUUGAGGGAAAGUCACUGGAUAUAUUUGUAGUAAAUUCAUUUGGAUCUGGAUUUCAGGCUCUUUUUGUGUUCCUGUUGUUGCCUUUUCUCUCAAACUUAAAAGGGAUUCCAUUUGGCAGCCUUCUUUCCUAUCUAAAAGAUGGUGCCGGCUGCUUCUUCAACACUGGAGCUAAGAUUUCUGGCUGCGAAGGUGCCCAUAUACUCCCACUGCUCUAUAUAGCGACGAACCUCGCUUUCAACAUCUCAAUUCUCCAUUUGGUGAAAAUAUCUUCAGCAAUCGUUUCCUCUCUCACUGUCAUGCUCUCAGUGCCAUUAUCGGUGUACAUAAUGUCAAAACCAUUGCCGUAUCUACCGGGAGGAUCAAGCUUGAGCUCAAAUUUCAUGAUGGGGAGUAUAGUUCUGGUUCUAGGUCUUCUUCUCUACAACAUCCCCACCACCUCUCUAACUAAGCAACACACCAAGACCUCCUAAUAAUUCACACUCUCUCUUUAUUCAUUCUAUUCAUAUAAGAUACAAAUCCUAUAGUCAGAUUAAUCAA
This is a messenger RNA of Camelina sativa (false flax), 1520 nucleotides long. Lineage: Eukaryota; Viridiplantae; Streptophyta; Magnoliopsida; Brassicales; Brassicaceae. The record is from RefSeq and is a predicted model, not a curated record.